AAAUUGGGACAGAGGAUCCGAACUGGGUAUAGUGUGUGUGUGAGACAGAGAGCGCAGAGAUGAGCGAGAAAGUUGGAGAAGUGGUGUGUCUGACCGGCGGCAGUGGUUACAUUGGCGCAUGGCUCGUUCAGCUCCUCCUCGGCCGCGGCUACACCGUCCACGCCACCGUCAAAAAUCUCCAGGAUGAGAGAGAAACAAAGCACUUGCAAGCACUGGAAGGAGCGGAAUCGCGCCUCCGCCUCUUCCAAAUCGAUUUGCUCGAUUACGACUCCAUCGUCGCCGCCGCGACCGGUGCCGCCGGAGUGUUCCACUUGGCCUCCCCCUGCAUCGUCGAUCGCGUGGAAGAUCCGCAGCGCGAGCUGCUGGAUCCGGCGAUUAAAGGCACCAUCAACGUACUUACGGCGGCGAAGAAGCUGGGCGUUCGGCGCGUGGUCGUCACGUCCUCUGUAUCGGCGAUUAUUCCCAGCCCUAAUUGGCCGGCUGAUAAGAUUAAGAAUGAAGAUUGCUGGGCUGAUGAGGAAUACUGCAAGCAGAAAGAGGUUUGGUAUCCACUCUCUAAAACCAUGGCUGAAAAGGCUGCUUGGAAAUUUGCUGAGGAAAAUGGUCUGGAUAUUGUUGUGGUGAAUCCUGGAACGGUGAUGGGUCCUAUUAUCCCCCCAGCAAUAAAUGCAAGCAUGCUGAUGUUGCUUCGCCUUCUGCAGGGCUGCACUGAACAGUAUGAAGAUUUCUUCAUGGGAUCUGUGCACGUCAAAGAUGUGGCUCUUGCACACAUUCUGGUGUAUGAGAACCCAUCUGCAAGGGGAAGGCACGUAUGUGUUGAAGCUAUAUCGCAUUAUGGUGAUUUUGCUGCUAAGGUGGCAGAACUCUACCCUGAAUACAAUAUCCCCAAGCUGCCCAGGGACACUCAACCUGGAAUACUAAGAUCCAGGGAUGGGGCCAAGAAGCUGAUGGACUUGGGUUUCAAAUUUAUUCCCAUGGACCAAAUUAUAAAGGAUGGUGUUGAAAGUUUGAGAAGCAAAGGAUAUAUUUCUUGAAAAAGUGUUGCAGCAUGUCUAUGCUUGUUGAAUACUUUCCUGUAACAAUAGCUGCAGCCUGUUUUAUGCAAGAUUGAUACAGCAGUUUUUGUUGAAUCAUUCAAUCGAGCCACAAUAAAUAUGUACAAUUUUGCGUUUCUUUCGGUCACCUUCUACUUUAUUUAUUUUGUGUGUUUUCUUGUACAAAAAUUGAAAGUCUGAGCUGUACUAGCCAGAAUAAAACAAUAUUUUUAUCUUA
Salvia miltiorrhiza (redroot sage) is the source of this 1272-nucleotide messenger RNA. RefSeq names its product phenylacetaldehyde reductase-like. Gene Ontology annotation, molecular function: oxidoreductase activity, acting on the CH-OH group of donors, NAD or NADP as acceptor. The coding region runs from base 60 to 1034 and encodes 324 amino acids. The record is from RefSeq and is a predicted model, not a curated record. Lineage: Eukaryota; Viridiplantae; Streptophyta; Magnoliopsida; Lamiales; Lamiaceae. The transcript has 6 exons.